AUCUUGCAACAGGUGUUAAUUGCUCUGGUGAAGGGUCAAGUUUACAGCAUGGCACCUCUGAAGCAAGCCUUGAUGAUAUCACAUCUUCAUAGUCAGGGAGUUCUCAUUAGUCUUACAAAUAUGGCCUCAUUUGCAGAAUUUGUAACAAAAUUCUCAAAUUUACAGAUAUUUUUGUAACUCAGUCCUGAGGGAAAUCACUGAAACUGCUUGUAUAACUAACUUUGUUCAUCUGUGAAGCCUAAAUCACAAUAUGAAUUUUGUAGAAAAGAGUUAGAAGCUAUGAGUUGCUCAGCUGAUCCGUCUAAUGAAAAGGAUCUGUAUUCUCUUGCCCUUUUUGUUUUCACAGAUGAAGCAUUGAGUUAAGAGAAUUCUGAGAUGGCAAAAGUAAGUGGCAAAAAAGAAAAAAAAGUAAGAUGGCAAAAAUUAUGAAGUGGUGUUUAAAAUCACUGUAUGAACUUUCUGUGAUUUAGCUUUGUUUUUCUCCUACCACCCAUGGUUGGGUUACACAUUUGCAUGCAAAUCUUUCCCAUGGAAGCUCUGCCCAGAAACUAAAGGAGUGGUUUUUAAAAACCUGUUGUUAGUGUCUCCUCCAUAUUCUGUUCUCUCUGUUUCUUGCUGUAUUUCCAGCUUGCUUUUUCUUCUUGUUCCAGGGUAAGCCCACACUUCCUCACACCUCUUUGUCCAGAUAUCCACAUCUAAAUACUCUUAAAUACUCUUGACUGCACACCUGUUUCCCAGUUUUUAUCCUUUCCUCCAAUACUUUCUCCCUGCAAGCUUGUAUUCCCUAUUCAUUCCCUUGAGUUUCUGCCUUUUUUUUCCUUUUUUUUUCUUUUGGAGGGGGUGGCAAAAAAACCCCCUCCUCCAACUGGAAAGCUGAGGGGGAUACCUGUAGACAUUUCAGUAAUGUAUAAGAGUCCAAGACAUGGUCGGAUAUGGAAAAAUGCUGAUCAAAAAGUAUUAACUGUAGAAAGUCAGAAAAGGGAAAAGUAAUAUAGACAAAGUUUUGUAAACCUUUUACUAGACCUAAGCAUGCCUUAAUAAUUGUAUAUUAAAUGAAAUAAGGCUUUUAGCAUAGGUAGGCCAGAGAGAUUCCAAAGGAAACCUAAUACAAGGAAAAGGUUAUACUAAAAAUGCAAAAUAAAAUAAUAGCAAUGAACUCUUUACUUUUCAUAAUCGAACUCACUGCUGUGCAGCAAAGUUGGACUGAGGUUGAAUUCAGUUUCACCGCCCUUUCUCCUGGUAGAGUGAAUAUAUUUUCAUUACUGCAUAUGCACGUUAAGGAUGAGGUGCUCCAAGGCCAUUUUGCACCAGUAGGGACCCCACUUUGCGCUUCAUUUCCCAGCUGCAAUGAAGUUGCAGCAUUUUGCGAUUUAGUAUCUAAAGAUGGGUUAUUUUAGCCAAAAGGGGAGGCCACGAGCCUUAGCGGGUCCCGGGGGCAGGGAUGACCCUGCUGCGGUGCGCGCCGCGGGUACCAGCGGCGGGGGCCGCCCCUGCAGAGCGAGCAGGUACGGCUCACUUUUGGGGCUGGAAGAGAUACACAGGAGAUGGCCGUAAAGCGUAAAAUUCUAAAAACCGGUCAAGCCCCUAAAAGUGGAGAAACCAAGCCCGGGAGAGGCAGGGCGGUGCCCACCUGCCCGCUCCCUCGCCUGGGGCCCGGGAGGGCGCUCAGGGGUUAAUCCCGCGGGGGCGGGGGCAGCCGGGCCGGGCCGGGCUGGGCCGGGCCCCGCCGCCGCGGCUCCGCUCAAUGGGACGGGGCCGGCGGCGGGGCUGAGCUCGGCUGUGCUGUGGGGAUGUCGCAGGCUCCGCCGGGCGCGGGGCUCCUCAAUGACCUGCCCGACCACUCUCCGCGGGUGCGCGGCGCCGUGUCCGAGCUGCGGCGGAGGGCGGAGGCAGAGCCCGGCCAGCGCUGGCCGCAGCCCCUCUCCGAUGCCUUCCUGGUGCGGUUCCUGCGCGCCCGAGACUUCCACCUGGAGCUGGCCUGGAGGUUAUUGAAGAAUUAUCAGAAGUGGAGAAUCGAAUGCCCAGAAAUAAGUGCAGAUUUACAACCAUCUUCUGUUCUUGGUCUUUUGCAAGCUGGCUAUCACGGAGUCCUAAGAUCAAGAGACCCACAUGGAAGCAAAGUUCUAAUAUACAGAAUUGGACAGUGGGAUCCCAGUUUAUUUACAGCAUAUGAUGUGUUCCGUGUAAGUCUCAUUACAUCUGAACUCAUUGUAAAGGAGAUUGAGACUCAGCGAAAUGGAGUCAAGGCCAUCUUUGACCUUCAAGGGUGGAGAUUUGCUCAUGCUUUUCAAAUCAGUCCAGCAGUGGCCAAGAAAAUUGCUGCUGUUCUCACAGAUUCCUUUCCACUGAAAGUUCGAGGUAUCCACUUGAUUAAUGAGCCUUUAUUCUUCCACCCAGUCUUCGCUCUAAUUAAGCCUUUUCUCACUGAAAAAAUAAAGCAACGGGUGUACAUGCACGGAAAUAACUACUUGCAGAGUCUGACCGAACACUUCCCUGUCAGCAUGCUCCCACAGGAAUAUGGGGGGGAGGAAGUCUCCAUUGAAGAGCUGGCCAAGGAAUGGACUGACUUCAUAAUGGCAUCUUCAGAUUAUCUUCAGAGCAUUUCUCUGGCCUAGGAAUAACCUUAAUAUACAGUAUUUUAUUAAUUCUUGAACACUGGAAUUGGAAAUAAAUUUAAUAUGAAAAUUUCCAUUGUGAAUGAAACCAGUAUGUCUUUGCAGGGCACUCAUUGAAUGUUAUGUUGGCUGCACUUUUAUACUAACUGGAGGCUAUCAGUUUGUAUGUCUGAAGAGAUUAAUGAAUUUUACAUGUUUGUCUCACUGUUUGUUAUUGAGUAACUUGUAUGCCAGAAAGCUGAAGAGUGCAUUGGAAAUCAGAUUGAUACUGCUGCUGUUCGGUCUUUGGAGACAACUCUUCUGUAAUAAUGUAGUCCAGAACCUUACACUUAGCUCUUGAAUCUUGGCUUGUCAAGACAAUACAAAACAAAGAAUAGACUGUGAAUAGGGUAGUUUGUUGCAGAAAUAGGACUACAGAGCUGAUUUACAAGGAGUGAAGAGGCUGCUUUUUGGAUUGAUUCUCAGGGAAAAAAUGCUGUUUUGUUAGUUUGUAUCAAAUUGAAAAUUAGUCAGCAAUAGUGAGACAUUUGUGUUACUCUUUGUGCUGCUUGUGCAUCUUCCCUUUUUGUCCUAAUUAACAGAAUAAUAUUCAAGUUUUAUAGAAAAACAGUACAUACCUAUUCUUCCAAGAACAGUGUGAAUCAGGGGAGGAACUGGUAAAAGAGUCAUAACAACCUUGAAAAUUAUUAUUUUCUUUCUUAAAAGUGAUACUGUCUUUGGACAACUAUAAAAAACUCAGAUUAUUAUCCUUUAAUCUCUAGUAUAGUGGACUACAGAGGUCAAAAGUUUUCAGCUGUUUGCAUUAUCUGUUUGUUUCAGAGGGUAAAGUAGGUUAUCCUUUGCAGAUCUGAACUUUAGAAAUAUCUGUUGUAUUUUUAAGGGUGUUGUAAGGUCACUUUGGACCUCAGAAUAGGAGAUGCUUGGUAUUGUAAUUUUAUUUUCAGUACAGUAACUGUUCUUAACUCUGUUUUGUUUUUGCAUAAGCACUAUAUGUUUAAGCAUUCCAUAUGAAUUUUCCUAUUAAUAAAUCCAUAAAAAAUGCUUUUAUCUCAGGUAGCUAGAAAUGAUAACUUCUGUUAUUUAGUACUCUUUAGGACAUUGGAAUGGUAUCUAGACAUAGGGAAGAGAAAUGAAACUAUCCUAUUAUAUUAGAAAUGCCUUACUUUAGAUUAUGAUUAGUAAGGCGUUAUUGCAAGAGUCAUUGGAAACAAUUCCUUAUUAGCAAGAGGAAUAUCUAUGAAAGACCCCUUGGAGUACUUGUUGAUUGUAUUUUCUUCUGCUGUGGUAAGAUUAAUGCCAGAACUUCUUUCAAAACUGACAACAACCUCUUCCAAUUUCUGAAUUUCCUGAAAUGCCUUUUUAAUUUUUCUCUUUCAAAAUAUUUUUGAUAUGAGGCCUAAAUUUAAAGAAACCUUAUUCAGAUAUAUGAUUAUGUGAAGAUGUAUUUCAUAAAUAUUUCUUUUUCUCAGAUUUUGUGACACUAUUUUGUGAUACACUGUUUUGUGAUACAAAAGAUCCUUAAAUAGACAAGUUCGAUGAACUGCAAAUUCUUCUUUAUAAGAAAAUAGACUAAGUAGUCAGGUAUCUGGCAAUUGUUCAAGUGUGUAACUCAAGUUCCAAGUAAUUUACCAGCUGGAGACCUGAAGCUAUUGUCUUAAUGUUAAAGUCCUUCAGUUUUAAUCUGUGAAUGUAAACUGCACUAAGAAAUGAACCAUGUUUCAGUGAACAAGAAAAUUUAAACUUUUCCUAUGAAACCAAUCUCUGAUUGCUACUGGUUUAUGUAGUAGAAACCUCAUUUGAUUGCACAUGUAUAUACAUAUUUAGCUGUGGCAUUUUAAUCUUUAUUUGGACUUCACCAGCUCUAUGAAUAUAAAGUUAUAAGUGGUUUAAAAAAUACCCUGAUCCUGUUAUUAAGUGGUAGAGUGUUUGCAUAACUCAGCAGUUAGAGCACUGAGCGCAGUUAUUUUUUCCUGAACUGUUAAUUAUUUUUUAAUGUUUACAUAUUAUAUAGGAUGUGGGAACUGUUAAUUGCCAUGGCUGCUAAUAAUAAGGACACAAUACAAUUGGAACAUUUACAUAAUGAAUAGUGAAGAUAUUGGUAUGAUGUGCGGUGGUGUCGCAGCUUUGAGCAGCAGCCAACAAAACAAAAAUCCCUCAGUGCAUUAUUCUUUAUAAACAUCGGGAGUGCCUCUAAAAAAAAAAUAAAGUUCCUUUUAAACGGUACAAAUAUAAUUUACUACUGACUGUAAGCACGAUGUAAUGCACAAUUUUUAAUUUUUUCCCCUCUUUUAAAAUGUAUUAGCAUAUAUUUUAAUUAAUAAAGCCUUUCUGGUUGAA
Molecule: messenger RNA, 4952 nt
Organism: Passer montanus (Eurasian tree sparrow)
Lineage: Eukaryota; Metazoa; Chordata; Aves; Passeriformes; Passeridae
Gene: TTPA
Product: alpha tocopherol transfer protein
Exons: 5
Coding region: 1791-2615 (274 amino acids)
Cellular component (GO): membrane
Molecular function (GO): phosphatidylinositol bisphosphate binding
Source: RefSeq, a predicted model, not a curated record